UGUGCGGGCGCGGCGGCAAAACGUGCUCGCCUCCCUUAACUGGCGCCCGCGCACCCCGGGAGCCAAGAACUCCCCGCAGGAAGCUUGGAGUACCUGGACCCGCCGCAGAUAACCCCCGCCCCGUCACCCGCCCGGCUUUCUCUUCCUCCUCCUCCUCUGGCCCCUCGCCUCCCGCCGCCUGCCUCCGCGGCCGCCGCCUGCGGCUUUGUUUUCCUCCCAGGUUUCAUUCCCCACACGUGAUACUGUGUUAUUGCAAAGAGCGCUUCGGAGCGCGAGCGCUGGGCGCGCGCACCUAUAAAUACGGACACCGGGUCUGGGAAGCCGAAGACCGCAAGGGUGGGGAGGGCCUGGGACUUGGCGAUCAGCGACCAGCCAGCCAGCAAGGAAGCAAGCGACCGAGAGAGCGAGCUACACAGCCGCGCGCGUGGGCCCGGGCGGCGGCGUCCCCGGCCGCAGCACCAAGGGGUGAGCAUGGCCCGCCCGCGGGGGGGCCGGGCCGCCGCGCACGCCGCCUGCGCCCCGCGCCCUGCCCAGCCCGGGUCACCGGCGCUCGCGCUCGCUGCUUAGCACUCGGGCGCCGCUCGCUUCUCCGGGCAUCGCGGAAAUACCGCCGCAGACGGACACAAUGGCGGCGACUGCCGCCACCACGGCCGCCACCGCCGGCACGGCCGCCUGCAGCAGCAACAGCAGCAGCACCGGCACCGACGCCGCGGGCACCAGCAGAUUGCAGCAGCCGCCGCAGCAGCCCCAGCCCGCGGCCGCCCCGCCGGCCCAACCACCGCCGCCCGAGCCUCCCAGGAAGCCGCGCAUGGACCCGCGGCGCCGCCAGGCUGCCCUCUCCUUCCUCACCAACAUCUCGCUAGACGGACGGCCGCCGCUGCAAGACGAGGAGUGGGGCGGCGGCGAGGAGAGUGGCGCGGCCAAGCCCGGCGCCGGCAGCGCCUGCGGCGCGAGGACUCGGCUCAGCCUGCUCGCCGCCGCCGAGCGGGGCGGCUGCAACGCGCUCGCUGCAGCGGGCACGGCGGCGGCGGUAGCAGCUGGAUGGGGCCCCUGCCUCCCGCAGCCUUCGCCACUGCCGCCGCUGGCUCCCGGCGGCCACGCUCCGGGGUCCGGUCCCGGGGCGGCACGGGCCUUCGUGAGCUCUCUGGGCGCCGGCAGGGCGUCGGGGGAGCAGCUACAGCCGCCCCGGUCUGCACCUUUCGCCUCCUGUGCUUCGCCGCAGCUGCCCGACGGGCCCGGGGACGGCGGGCAGGAGGAGUUGGAGGAGGACGAUGCCUUUUCCAGCGUGCAGGUGCCGACGGCCGCCUUCUUGGCCUCCGGGACCCCCGGGAGUGGGAGCGGCAGUCGAGGUCGCCUCAACUCGUUCACUCAGGGAAUCCUGCCCAUCGCCUUCUCCAGGCAGACCUCGCAGAACUACUGCUCUCUGGAGCAGCCGGGCCAGGGGGCCAGCACCAGCGCCUUGGAACAGCUGCAGAGGUCCCGACGUCGCCUCAUUUCCCAGAGAUCAUCCUUGGAAACCCUGGAAGAUAUUGAGGAGAAUGCCCCUCUACGGAGAUGUCGAACUCUCUCAGGUUCGCCCAGACCAAAGAACUUUAAGAAGAUUCAUUUUAUCAAGAACAUGCGGCAGCACGAUACCAGGAAUGGCAGAAUAGUCCUUAUCAGUGGCAGAAGAUCCUUCUGUAGUAUAUUUUCAGUGCUGCCCUAUCGUGACAGUGCCCAAGCAGGGGAUUUGAAGUUGGAUGGAGGGAAACAGUCAACAGGUGCCGUGAGCUUGAAAGAGAUCAUUGGCCUUGAAGGCGUGGAGCUGGGAGCUGAUGGGAAGACUGUUUCUUACACCCAGUUUCUGUUACCCACAAAUGCCUUCGGAGCCCGGAGAAAUACCAUAGACUCCACCUCCUCCUUCUCCCAGUUCCGUAACCUGAGCCACCGCAGCCUCUCCAUAGGACGCGCAAGCAGCACCCAGGGGAGCCUCGACACAGGUAGUGACCUGGGAGACUUCACGGACUAUGACCCAAAUCUCCUGGAUGACCCCCAGUGGCCUUGUGGCAAGCACAAGCGAGUUCUGAUCUUUCCUUCAUACAUGGCCCCGCUAGGGGAGGACCGGGCCCAUCAAGCUCAGCUUUGUCUGGAGAUCCAUGGUGACUGGAGGCCUCCAUGUGCACUCCGAGCAAACGUUUGGCACUGGGCUCCCGAUGACAGAAUUAUCUCCUGGGAGAGUGAAGGUAGGGCGAUGUGGGCGUUAAAUGCAAAAUCUUCCCUUGCCAUUUUUACUUCAUGGACUCUUCCUGUUUUUCCCUUUGUGUAAUUUCGGUUUCUGCUUUUGGCUGACCACCAUUUCCCACCACUUGGGCUGCCGUUUCUCCAGACACCAGUGGGGCCUGAUGGGGUCGUGUGUCCUUUCUUGGGGCGGACUUGCCCCAGCUCAGCGGCCGGCAGAUCCUGGGCAGCUGUGGGAGGAGGAGAGAGCUGAGCUUGUGGGAAACCUGCCACACCAGGCCUGCCACACACAUCGGGUGGGAGAGCACUGACCCGGAAUGCCCCUGCUGCCUCCCUGAUGGGCCCAGAUGGGGCGGGCACAGUUCACAACACCCGGCUCUGGUUCCCUUGUUCCUCCACCACCCUUGUCGCUCUCCACGGCCUUAACUUUGGGAGCGAGCAGAGGGUCCUUCUUCUGUUUUGGGCUCAUGUGUCUGUAAAAGCAAGGGCCGGGAGCCCAUUUACUGAACGAGCCCCUGCACACGCGCUCUGAGCUGAGAGUUCUCAGCAGUGGCAUUCCACGCUCCAGCCUCUCCUUCUCCCCUGAACAUUUGGCAAGUGGCUGACAUCAGAGGAACAGCAGGCAGAACUCGGGACCUUGCCGGUGGCUUUCCAGCAUAUAUCCUAUUCUAAUACGCUGUGCUGAGUCUGAAUGAAUUACCAGAGGUGCUUAGUUUAAAAUUGCCUGUUUCUUACUCUCCCAUCCUCUUCCCCCACCUCCUAAACACAGAAAGCAAGACCAGAGCCAUGUGUAAUUUUUAUUCCACUCUAUGACCUGUUAAGAUUAUAUACUACUUGGGGCACCUGGAUGUUCAGUUGGUUGAGCAUCUGACUCUUGAUUUCGGCUCAGAUCACGAUCUCACGGUUCAUGGGAUAGAGCCCCAUGUUGGCUCUGUGCUUAGAGCGCAGAGCCUCCUUGGGAUUCUCUCUUCUCUAUUUCUGCUCCUCCCCCAUGCUCACACUCUUUCUAAAAAUAAACUUAAAAAAAAAAAGAUGAUUUACUUCUUUCACAAAGCCAGAGUUUAUUCAUGUAAGCUAGCCCACAAGUGUGUAAUAAAUUAUCAGAAUCACCACCCUAAUGUUAAGGAGGGAGCAACUGAAACGUCAUGGCUUGUGUAAGACUAAGAUUCUUUAUGUUCACUGCUUUUUAUUCACUAAGUGACGGGGCUGGAAACUGUGGUUCGGGGAGUUUGAGUGAGGCUGUCAUAGUUGCCAGACAGGAAGUGGGGGCCGAGGCUAGAACUCCUGGCUUGGUCCUCUUCUCACUUGGCCCGUGACCCCCAUGUCCCUCAGCAGUCAGUGGCAGAACUGCUGACCUUGGGGUAGGGCAUGAAAAUAGUUCUUUGGGCCAACAGGUUACCAGAUUUCUAGGUAACCAAGAGAAUAAGAGGGGGGCACUAUUUUUGAUUGACCUUGGGGUUUGGUAGGAAGCUCUUCUCUAGAUCAUGUUCUGUCUAGUGAUAACAUUGACCUUUCCUUCUACAGGCCUGGUGUCAGGCUGGUACUACAUCUUCUUUUCUUUAAAUGAUUUCACUGUGAGCUUUAAGGUUCUGGGCCAUAGUCUACAUUUGCGUGCCUGUGCACACAGAUGAUUUUUCGUCCUUGGACGGUGUGCCAGAUGAUUCGCCAAGUCAGCAUAUACGUCCUAUCCUCCUUGUUUUAUGUUCCCAACUGGCUCAUUUUUCAUUUCACCACGCUGAAUCUACAGCCUGUGCUUCCUGUAACAGUACACGUUUUAGAGAACGAAAUUGCUUGUGAGCCGCAUUUCCUAGUCAGCUCCAUAAGAUGUACGUCUCCUACUCUGGCCACAGAUAUUGGUACUUUGAUAAAAUGUGGGGCAUUUGCUUUCCAGCAUAGUCCUCUAUCACUGAUGUGCAGGUCGUGUGUUACAAAGAGCCUCAGACUGGCUCCCAGGAAACUUCCUGUUUAGAAGCAGGCAUGGAAUAGAGCUGUUUCACAUGCAGCGAACUUGCACGAGUAAGUGCGAGCGUUUUGUUUUUGAUUCGUGUUGGUUUGCUUGAACUCAUAGAAUUUGUCCAAUUCAGCCAAUGACUGAGGCCCUACUAUGUGUCAGGCCAGGUGCUCCCUUACAUAGUGUUUUUGUCAACCUUCUAGUGGGUGGGGAAGUCAGACAGUGAACAAGUAGACAAGUCACUGCAGUCAGGAGGAGGGUGAAGAAAAGUGGUUAGGAGAUGAUGGGGGCAGGGUUGGGGGGUGGAGGUUGGAGGCCGGCCUGUAGGAAGGCUCCCCUGAGGACAUAGCAUUGAAGGGGAGUGUGAGGGGUAAGAAGGAGCAGCCUUGCCAGGCCUUGGUGGGAGGGGCCCAUGCACAAGACUGUCAUGUGAAGGGGUGGAAGAGAGCGAGUGUAUAAAAUCAAGAUUUUUAACAGUAAAAGUCACUGUCCUUCCCUCUACGCACAUGCACAUACAUGUACAUUCCCACACACGCACAGGUGGAGAAGGCAGGCCCAUAGAAUGAUGAUCCUGACAGACGUUCGAUACCUACUCGACCCCGAGCACAGGGAACUGUGCUUGUAAUAGGCUCUGGCUACCAGGUUAGACAGAGGUAUAGGGUUACUUGACCCAGGCUGUUGAAAACCUUCUUUGAGGGUCUGAGGCACAUCUUGGCCUGUAGGUGGGUGUGAGGCCCUCUGUGUAGACAAACCCAGCCUUGGAGCUUUCCUCUUGGGAUGUGAACCCUCAUCAUUGGCAGGGCACCCCCGGCGGGUGGACGUCAGACCUGUACAAAGUCUGUGCACCCCGGCUCCUCUCUCCCCUCUCUGGGGCUUCCUGUAGUGGCCUUUGCUGGAAGAUGCCCAUCUCCCUUAAUACUCCCAAGGCCUGUGGGGUCCUGCUGCCUAUGCUUAUCUCCCUGAGGUCCCCAGGGCAGCUCAGGUGAGGCCAGCCCAGCAGAGGCCUCAGGAGAGCCAGGGACUGUUGUCCAGUGUUUUGGAGUGUUCUGUUUCUGUGGAAAUUCAGGGUCUGAAAUGUUUGUGUGGCCUCUGCAGAAUCAGGCAGCCUUGAAAGUGAUGAGCUAAACCUUUCACCCCAUCACAUCCAGUGGCAGCCAUUAACUUUUUUUCUCUUUUCAUAUGGAGGUGUAAUUUACAUGUGAUCAAAUGUACACAUUUUAAAUGUACAGUUACAUGAUUUUUGUAACCUCUACUUUAAUGGAGAUAUAACAUUUCUUUCCCCUUAGUUCCCUCCUCUCCAUCCUGUUCUCCCUCCCACCUGUUCCUGGCAAGGCAGCUGCUUUUUUUUUUUUUUUUUUUUUAACGUUUAUUUACUUUUGAGAGACACAGAGAGGCAGAGCAUGAGCAGAGGAGGGGGAGAGAGAGAGAGAGAUACAGAAACCAAAGCAGGCUCUAGGCUCUGAGCUGUUGGUUAGCACAGAGCCUGACACGGGGCUCAAACUCACAAACUGCGAGACCAUGACCUGAGCUGAAGUCGGAAGCUCAACCGACUGAGCCACCCAAGUGCCCCUAGGCAACUGCUCUUUUGACUUCUGUCACCAUAAACUAGUUUGCCUACUCUGGCACUUUAAAUAAGUGGAAUCAUAUACUAUGUGCUUUUUUUUUGGGCCCAUCUUCUUUCAUACGAUUUAAUAGGUGAGAUUCACUCAUGUUGCAGGUGUCAGUAGUUUGUUUUUUUUUAAUUGCUGAGUAGGAUUCUAUUGUAUGGGUAUACCAUAGUUUCCAGUUUGGAGGCACUAUGAAUAUUGCAGCUAUGAACAUUCUUCUACAGGUCUUUGGUGGACAUAUAUUUUCAUUUCUCUUGGACAGAUAAAUACCUAAGAGUAGGCUUUCUGAGUCAUUAUGUAGGUGAUGUUAACGAGCCGGGAUGUAGUUGGACAUAUAUUUUCAUUCCUGUGUGUUCUAAGUGUGAUAUAAAAAGGCCGCUUGUGUUGCCACAGUUGGGACAUGUCUUAAAGUGGAAGCGUUCCAGAGGCAAACAAUUCCCUGAGGCCUAGAAAGAAGCCUGUUACAUACAAAGUUUAAGUGGCACCUCUUUAAAACUGGCCUCACACAUAGACUUAGGUUGGUUUUUAACCUUGAUGUACGCAGGUCACUUCCACUAUUAGCCACCGUGAAAGGGCAAAGGGAAAAUUUUGAAGUAAAGAAAAAAAGAUUCCUGGGGCAGGUCUGGAAACCAAGUCUCAGCUACAAGUAGGGCCUGUGGUUUUGGCCCUAAAGUUUCUAGACGGUGACCACAGAAUAGGAAAGUAUGUUGAGCCUCCUGGCUGCAUGUGGGUUCUCACAGGGCCUUAGCUUAAUGAUGGUGUUUCUCAGUGUGGUGAGGGCAGCCGUGAGGCCUCGAGUCAGAAGCAGGGGCUUCCUGCCUUAUGUGCCGCCUGGCCUGUCAUUAAAGUUUCACCAGAGAGUGGUUGUUUAUCAUUAGAACCUGGCAGCUGAAGUCAGUAGUGGUUUUGUUUUUUCUUCCCUUUUUGGGUGUGGAGAGCAAUUAAGAGGAGAAAGUAGGCAAAAGAGCUGACUGAGCUAGUGCCAACAGAGUUAAGGUUAUUUGAAUGGAUUUCUGGAUCCUUUUCCUUUCUCAGGAAGAAGUCCCUCUCGACCUGUUCUGACAGCAGAAAAAAAAAAAAACGGCUAAUAACCUUUACGAUAUCUAUAUCAUUCUUGAGAGGACACCUCUUGGAUUGAUCUUCUUGAUAAAGUGCCUAUGCUUGUAUUUACUUAAUAUUACAGUCUAAAUACUCCUAGAAAAACCCCUCCUUCCUACCCCCAGACCUCCCCAGUGUUGUGGGAAUGUGUCCUAGAACUUUUUCCGCACAGUAGGAAAUGCUGAGCAGUGGAUAAUAAAGACUCAACCAAAGGAAGAUGAAUUCAGCCUUCUGUGUGGCAGGCAGUUGGCCCAGCUUUCCCUCACUGUAUGUCUUUUUCACCACAAGCUGUCUUGAUUUCCUACUUACCUGUCUGCAGUGUGGGUUUAUAGAGAAGAUGAAGUAGCUUGAGCCCCAGGGGCUCCUCCCUGUAAGGCCCUCAGGUUUCAAGGUGCUUUAAAAGCUCCUUCAAUUCAGGAGACCCUCAUUAGGAAAAGUAAUGUGUCAUUACAAUAACCAAAGUGCUAGUCCUUUCUGGAGACUUGGAAGGGCUUUAGAGCUUCCCCAGCUCCAGGGAAAAUCUGUCAGGCACCUGCACAGAAGCUGAGCAGUGGGAUCUUUGUCCCACAGCUUUUGAUGCAAGUGUUAAAAUACAACUAUUUUUUUUUUUAUUUUGAGAAAGCCCACACAUAAGGUGGGAAGAGGGGCAGAAUGGGGGGUUGGAGAGAAUCUUAAGCAGGCUCCACCCGACUGAGUCACCCAGGUGCCCCAAAAUAAAAUGCCUUUUUAAAUGCCCUAUUGCAUUAUGUGGUGCAUUUUGUGUUUUGGUUUUAGGGUUUUUUUGGGAGGAAGGGGUUGUGUGUGACAGCUUUAUUGGAUGUAAUUCACAUAUCCUACGAUUCACUUUUUUUUAAAUGUUCAGGGGUGUCUGGCUCAGUCUGUGGAACAUGCUACUCUUGACCUUGGGAUUGUAAAUUCAAGCCCCAUGUUGGGCGUAGAGCCUACUAAAAUAUAAAAAUUAAAUAAAGUGUACAAUUAAGUGGUUUUUAGAAUAUUCACAAAGUUGUGUAGCCAUCACCAUAAUCAGUUUCAGGACAUUUUCAUCAUCCUCAAAAGAAGCCCCUGUACCUCCACCCCCUGAGCCCUGGGCAACCACUAAUCUACUUUCUGUGUCUGGACACUUGUCUAUUCUGGACAUUUCAUAAAAACGGAAUCAUAUACCAUGUGGCCUUUUAUGUCUGGCUUUUACUUGGAUAAUGUUUUCAGCAUGUAUCCAUGCUGUAGCAUGCAUCAGUAUUGUGGUUUUCUUUUAAUCUUUUUUUUUCUUAUAAAAAUAAUGCAAAAUGAAAUACUAGCUUUACAUUUUACCAAGAUGUAGCAUCUGCUUCCUUUCUAUGUGUUUAUUUCAGGUUUAGUGCCCAUUUUGUGAUCUCUUUUUUCCUAAGGUUUAUUUAUUUUGAGAGAGUGAGUAUGAGCAGGGAAGGGGGAGAGAGAGAAUCCUAAUCUCCAGCAUGGAGCCUGCUGGGAAUUCUCUCUCCCUAUGUUUCUGCCCCGCAGACACUCUCGCUCACUCUCAAAAUAAAUAAAACAUUUUAAAAAAUAGUAAAAGUGCAUCCAAAUACAUUAUGUAUGUGUGUGAACUUAAAGCCACACCUACCCAGUGUCCUCUCAGGUGAGUGGACUCUAGAAGUUUCUAUAGGACCAUAUAAGUAUUUGACAAAUACCUGAAGCUCUAUGCCUACCUUGCCCUUCCUGGCAAAUCCAUGUAAGAGUGUAACCCUGAAGCAAAAGCAGUUUUCCUGUGGUUUCUCUCCUUGAUUUGCAAACGGUUUCAUUUUGGUGAGGGAAAUUGAAGAGCUGCUCCCCUAAGGGGAAGGGAGGGAGAGUAAAUCCGGGAUUAUGUAUUUGGAAUCCGAUGGGUAGAAAUAGCAACAAAUGCUGCCCGGGGCUGCGAAGGCCCUCUGCUCAUUCCCAUAGUUUUCCUUGUGAUUUACUGUCCUCUUAGGGAAAAGGAAAAAUGCGUAGAAGAGCUGAAAUGCACAGCAGUUCGUGGUUAGAUUGAUCUAGGUGAGGGCCACCACUCUGCUUAAUUACCUUAGCGAGCACAGAACAUCUGCUUCCCAGUGCCCUGCUGAGCUCGGAGCGCCGAUGGACAGGGGACAAGUGCAGUCAGGCAGGAUAGCCCCGGCCGUGCAGUGGCUGUUGGUGUUGGAAGGAGCUUGCAGAGAUCACUGCCCGAUACCCAUCCUUUGGAAUGUUCUGCCCCCAGGGGAUCCUGUGACCCAGAGGGGAACCUUAGCAGAGUCUACAGCAAGCCCACAUCUGUUCAGAGCUGCUUGUAAGAAUGCUUGGAGAGAUGUGCACGGCAGGAGGAUAGAGAAGGAAGGAGAAAGUUCUCAGGUUCAAAAUGGAAGCACCUUUUAUAUUGUUUCUAUUGAAACCAGACCAGCUCUGAGCCCCUCUUUGUUCUCCGGCAUUGUCAUUGGGGUACAUGUACCCCCCACACACACCUGCCUGCCUUGCCUGCCUCUACUGUCUCCCGUUGCAUCCAACCCCACUGUGAGGCCCCCACUGCACAGCUCUGUGACUGGUGCUAUGGGCCAGGUGCGGGUCAAGGUCAUUUCCUUCUCUCCUAACAUAAGUCAAUCUCUGUUUUUUUUUAAAAAGCAAAAGGUGUCUCAGUAUGUCCACAAUAGAUAUGGUAGACUUUUCCAGCUAGAUGACUAAGUUCUGGCCUUACCAUCUUUUCUUGUCAUCUCAGAAGGGAGCCGUGGUGUCAGCCCCCCACUGAGCCUUCCUGACUGUGCCUCCUAUCUCAAGCAGGCCAGUCCCCUUCCGAACUGCGUCUCAGGACAUUCUGCGUCUGGGAUAGUCUCCUCCCAGCUGACCUUCCUCUCUUCCCUUUUAUGUGGCUGUGCACACACAGCUUCCUUGCAGCCAGGCAGCUGCACGAAAGUGCACUGAAGCUACCUCUUAUCCCAAGAGUGGAAUGGCCCUCUCUGCAAAAUUGCAAGCACCACAGGGCUGGAGCUGUCUGCCUGCCAUGCAGCCUGUCCCAGCUGUCAGCCUCUGCAGUGGGCCACAAGGAGCCCUACGUCUGGCAAAUCCUAUGGCCUAGAAUUAGGUGGCAUGGAAAACAGUGGUCACUUGGUCUGUCCCAGACCAGGAAGGAACCACAGCCUGGUUAUUAGCACUUUGAUUUGUAGUGAUGUGUGCUGGCAAAACCUGGGCAUUGGGAGUCUUUACACAGUUAGACUCGUAGGAGAGCUGGUACGUAGCACUGGCCUCACUUUUAAUUCAUUGUCUCUCAAGCCAGAAGGAAUGAGUAACUACCCCGUGCCCAUAUCUCAGCCUCCAGUACUGCCACCUUCACUCACCUCUGUCACUGGAAGGAGGAGAGGUGCCUUCCAGGUGGUCAGGAGGUCCAGCCUAUCAAAAUCUCUUAUGGCCCCCCAAGACAGAUAGGACCACGCAGUGGAACUGUGGCUGCUGUAUUCCAGAGAGUGGUUCUCACUGGGAACUGGAGCUGAAGACAGCAAGGACUGUCAUCUCUGGAAACUGCCUGACAUAGCGGCCCUGGGCUCAGGGUGAUUUGCCCAAUACACAGAGUCUGGUCCAUGCGGGGCCAGUAUGGGGCAGUGGGCUCAAGGGUGCAGCAUGUAAGGGUCUGGAAGCAGAGGGUCACUUUGGGGGCUUCCCAUUCAGCUGCCCUGAUUGUGUACCCCAAGCAGUUGAAUUUGAGCCUUACAGAUGGCCAGUUGCCCUGCAGCUGUUGACAUAAAGCAGAUGAUGGAGAAGCCAGAAGAAGAAACUGAAGCAGAGAACACUUAGCAGUUUCACAGAAUCCUGGGGUUCUGGCUCCAGAGUUUGUGAUCUUCUCCCACAGAGCCACAGCUCAGAAAAAGAGACAAAAGUAAGACCGAAGAGAGAGCCAUGGAAAGUACUCCCUCAGACUGAGGCCAAGGCCAACAAACACCUCCUGCCUGGGUCAGAGCUAAGGCCAGUGGGGGCAGCUACAUCCAGCCUGGGAAGAACAGAGAGGCUGUGUAGCAGCACCAUUAUGAGCAAGCGCCACUGCUCUGGCUUGAAUGGUGUCCCCAAAAAACAGGUUGAGGUCCUAACCCCUAGUACCUCAAACUGUGACCUCAUUUAGAAAUAGAGUGUUUGCAGAUAUAAACUAGUUAAGAUGAAGUUGUACUGGAGUAAGGUGGGCCCUAAUCCAACACGACUUGGUGUCUUUAUAAACAGAGAUAGAGGACAGCCAUGUGAACACCGACACAUGGGGAGGACCCCAUGUGAUGAUCGGCAGAGACUACAGCGACACAUGUACAAGCCAGAGGAUGCCUGGGACUACCAGAAGCUAGGAGGGAGCAAGGAAGGAUUCUAGCCAUAGUCUUAGAAGGAACAGAACUCAUCUGACACCUAAAUGUCAGACUUCUAGCCUCCAGAACUGAGACCAUAAAUUUCUGUUAUUUAAGCCUCGCAGUUGAUGGUGCUUGGUUACAGCAGCCACAGGAAACUAAUGCAACCACUUUUGCAUUCUCAGUCCGCCUAGGUGCUCAGAUACGUCCACAAUUUACCACCACCAUCCUACCAGUCUUGAGUCUUGGAGGCAUUUCAGCGCCCCUGAAGCCAGCCUGCCUCACCGCCAUCCAUGUAAGCAAGUGAACUGAAAUGGUGGUGUCAUUGGGCACCUGCUUCAGGUGUGGCAGCAGGAAGCCUCCAGGAGUCCGUAUGCCCAUCCCCUUCCCCAGAUUCCCUUGGACUUGUCAGAGCAGCCACCCUGGAAAUGCUGGGCCCAGCUCUCUCAUGUUUAUCCCGUACCUUCCCUCUCCACACUAUCCUGGAGGCUGCCAACCACUUGGAGGUCAGGAAAUGACACAGGUGGAGGUUUGCAGAGAUCCCCCACCCCAAAAUGCACCAUAUCUACUUUAGAAAAGACCC
Messenger RNA from Acinonyx jubatus (cheetah), 11757 nucleotides. It is a transcript of the gene CABLES1, whose product is annotated as Cdk5 and Abl enzyme substrate 1. The record is from RefSeq and is a predicted model, not a curated record. Gene Ontology annotation, biological process: regulation of cell cycle; nervous system development. The transcript has 8 exons. Gene Ontology annotation, cellular component: cytosol. Lineage: Eukaryota; Metazoa; Chordata; Mammalia; Carnivora; Felidae. Bases 626 to 2305 code for a protein of 559 amino acids.